GAAAAUUUGCAGCUUCAGUGACAUUUGCGGCCGAAACUUUCCAAAAUGUUGGCUAACGUCAUGUACAUCCUGCCCAUGUUAUUGGGCAGGACAUUCGACGCCCGGCACGACCGAGUCGGAAUCGAUAUAUUUCCACAAUCUGAACUCGACAAAGCGAGGGUGCUGCACGAACCCGAGAGUAUUUCGAGGUAUGAAACCAGUGAUUCGGCCGAAGAGGUGCGAAACCUGCUGGAAGUAUCUGCCGAUUUGGCCCUCAAGGUCAAGGCUGGGAAAGUGGAUUUUAAAGGGACCGGCUCCUACCUCAAGGAUACCUCGAAACUAGGGAGGAUCAUAGAAAUCUUGACCAGACUCAAGUUUAAAACGGUUACUGUGGCUCUCCCCCCAGAGGUGCAGCCUUUCCCUUCAUGGGCUACGAAGAACAAAAACGACCUGGGUACUCAUUUCGUGCGAAGCGUCACCUAUGGUGGAGAGUUGCUAGCCUCAAUCCGAUUCCGAGCCAACCGUGAUGAGGACUUCAGUGCCAUCACGGCUGAAAUCCAGUCAAAUUUCAACAGAGGAGACGCACAGAGUCUGGUGGCAGAAGGAAAACUGGAGAAGGUUCAAAGCAAACUGAAGGACAAGGCUACUAUGGAAAUCUCGUACUACGCCACUGUUCCACUGAAGGGGGUGCCCAACACUAUCGAAGGUCUUAGGAGUCUGGUGAAUGGCUUCGAUGAGCAUGUCAAAGAAGUACAUGAGAACGGUUGGGGAGUGCCUAUUAGAGUGGAACUCAUGGAACUCGCCAACCUGGGUGGAGAAAAUAGUUCCGAAUUCCGUUUCGUCAAAGACAGAGCUCUGGAGGCGGAAUUGGCAGAUGUGGAACAUGAAUUUGAUGAUCUCCGGAAGGCUCACACGAUGCUGACAGAAUGGUAUAGAACACUGCCAACUUCUCUAACUUCAGAGGAAGAACAACAGAUAAAUAAACUUUACACGAGAAUUCAGAAAAUUUUACGCCCUUAUUACGAUAGCAUUGGCAAAUUAAACAUCGAGGAAGGUCCGGACGCACAAGUGAAGACGGCUCGGGACGCCUACAAGGAGGGCAGAAUGAGCGUCCUGCCAGGGAAGUUCAUCAAAGAAGUCAUGAAACUCAAAAAGAAAAUUACUGUUUCAGGUAUGAUGAAAUUCUUUUAGUUUGAUCUUUGGACAAUGAAGAUUUGAUUCAUCUUAUAAUUAAUACAUUUGUGAUUAAUAAAGUAUGUUUAAUGCUAAUAUAGUUAAGUGGAGUGGACAACCUCUGGCCUGAGAAGUAGGUUCUUAUAAUAAGCUGUUCAAUCAACGCGAUUUCAUUCACUGAUCUGGAAUCUAUGCCUGAAUGGAUCAAUCGACUGAACUCUGUUGCAUGAACAGUUAAGCGAACUAGAACCGUUUUUGGAAUAUGCACAUACCAUUCGUGCAUGUUAUGUCAAAAACAAAUGGCAUUUUAAUUUAACAGUUGGAACUACAAACGACAUAACGGCAUUUUGUGACAAUAUGCAAUAAUAGCAUAUCACAUACAACUAUGUGAAAGCAAAUGCCGCUAGCUUAUAUGAGUGUCUUGCAUCAAUAAAAUGUUUUGAUGAAUUUGUUAUAUGCCAUUUUUACAAAACAAGGAGACAGAAUGAUAUUUUGUAGCUAGAUGUUAUUUUCAAUAUAUAUCUUUAUCAACCUAGUAGUAAAAAAAAAAAAAAAAAAAAAAACUGAAUAAAAAUUUGACAUUUUAAACCCAUUUUUAAUAUCUAUAAUUGAAUAUAUUCGACAACUUUAUGUAUUAAUCAAACUUUGAUGGUAAUGUACACUAUUUAACAUUUUCGAAGUUCAUUCUGACCAUUAAAAAUAAAUCUGAAGCAAAGAUUCUGAUUUAAGGUACUUGGAAAUCAGUUUUGGUUUGUUUGAUAUUUUCAUUAAAUAUAAAACCUGCAUGUUAUUCUAUACAAAUUUAGAUAAUGAGAUUUCAGUGCUAUUUAUUGUGAAAGCAAAAAUCAUUUACAUAUGAUAAAACCAUUUUUUACAGCGAGUAUUUCGAAACUCAUUCGCUUUUGAAAAAUCCUAUCUAUAUUUGUGAUCAUUUUCCGGUGCAAACAAUUGGUAUAGUUUCAUUUGCCGUCAAUGAUCAAAGAUAUAACGUUGAUUUUGGCCUAAUCCCCCAAAGUGGAAAGGGAAAAUGAAGAACCUAUGUGGAUCAUAAAAUACCAUCUAAUCGAUGGGAAAUUUGUCAGAGCCGGCAUCCUGGCAUAGGGGUAGCACGUCUCUUCCGUGAUCUGGGCGUCCUGGUUCAAGCAAGCAUGUUUCUUUGUAUUCUAUCUGUGAGGUAUGUGAAUGUGCCCCCCCCCUGUAAAAAGAGGUCGUGCAAGCGAGUGUGACGCAUGAAGUAGCUAAAUCGUACUCUUGACCCUACUUGGCACUACUGAAAAAACAAGAGACGCUCACUCGAAUUAAAUCGCUGACAGCUGGCUUUUAAAGUGCCAUAAGUCACAACACAAACAACAAAGUUGUCAAAGAGUAUGCUAAGUUUGGAAAAAAAAUAUUAAAUUUGGGGAUUUCUGAAAUUUUUGCCUGAAUAUUUUGAAAGAACAGAAAAUAUCGCAUAAGGUGCUUUAAUUUUCGUUUGGAUUUGACGUGAAGAAAUCCAAAAGCGUAUUCUGCAAAUUCAAAUGAAAUUCAAAAUUGAUUUGCGUCUCUGAAAUGCAAAAUGUAAACUCUCUUCUAGUUAUAAUUUGUUAAAAACAUAUUCAUUCCUCAAUUACUGGACGCCUUCAAUGAACUGUAUCGGUAUUUCAAACAGGAAGUUGACCGUUGGUUUUGACGGCGUUCUUCAAAAAAAGGAAACUUAUUAUUGUAACUCAAAUUUCAAUUUCCUUCAGCCUCUCAUUUUUAUAGGAAUAAGAACAAAACUACCGAACAUAUAUUAAAAGAAUUAUAAUGAUUGCAGAUAGGAAUGAUUAAGAUUAAUAACAUUUAAAAAAGCUGGUGGCAUAACUCUUGUCUAUGAUUAAAACUCGAAUGAUUAUUUUAUAGCAUUGUUCUACUCUUUAAAAUUAUGUGAUUACUUUCGUGUACUUAUUUCAAAAAUCAUAUUUUCAAUCACAACCUUUAUUAAUCAAAUUUUUCAUACUUUGCAAGCAGUGAGAAAUAAGAUAGAGUUGCUUUUUUUUUAAUGCUUCUAUUAAUUUUGAAAGCUGUCGGAGGACAUUCCUUCUGGGAGAAUUUUUAGCACAAUUAGUACGACCUGCACAAUAAGAGAGGGAAAGAAACUGCGAAAAAAAUAUUAUAAACGUAUUCUCAAUUUUGAAAUUAUAUUAGUUUUCUUUCAGAAGCAAUUUAUCUAAAAAUCUUUAAGUUCUAAUUAUUAAAAUUUCCAUUUAAAAUCAGAAAAUGCAUUUAUCAUUUUUUUUUUUUGUUAUUUCAUUUGACAGCAGAUUUUUGAUUUUUUUCAAGUAUCCAAUUACAAGAUUAGUUUUUGCUAUCGGGAUUUUUUUAAAAUUUCGAAAUAUGUUUUUUAUUUGUAUCAUUUGUUUUCUUUUGUACGUGUGUUUGUAGAGAAGAAAAUGUACGGUACUGGGACUGGCACGUACAUGCGCUGGGGAUCUAAGGAAUGUCCUAGUUCUCCCAUGCUGUUCAAGCUGCACACGGGUUUCAUGGCCGCCACCACCAACAAGGGCACUGGAGGUGGAUCGGACUACCUCUGCCUACCGGAGAGUCCAGAAUACCCAGAACGAAUGCCCGAUUUCGGAAGCGACGCUUCCACGGUCGUGUCGGGCGUCAAGUACGGACUGAUGGACGACCACCCAUUCACUGUGCACGAGGCUCGAUACUUUUUCGGUAAAGGAGUACCGUGCGCAAUGUGCCAUAUGACCAACAGGACUCUGGUCCAUGUUUUCCCUGUGGAAGACGAGUGCCCCGAAGACUGGAUUUACGAGUAUUCGGGCUACAUGAUGGCAGGCUCCAAUCUGCCGGGAAACCACGUCUGCUUCAGCGAUCCGCCGCAGUCCUACGAGGACAAUGUCGAAGAGCAGCAGGCCCACACCUUGUCCAUCCUCCACAUUUCAGACAAAGAUGGAGGGUUGCCAAAGCCACCUUAUGUCAAGAAUGCAGCUAUCAAAUGCAUCGUCUGCUCAAAAUAGUAUUUUUGUUUGUGAUGAGUUCUGUAUUGAGAACAAUGCUGAAUCAAUAAACAUAAUUUAAAACCCGU
Molecule: messenger RNA, 4207 nt
Organism: Argiope bruennichi
Lineage: Eukaryota; Metazoa; Arthropoda; Arachnida; Araneae; Araneidae
Exons: 8
Coding region: 46-1170 (374 amino acids)
Source: RefSeq, a predicted model, not a curated record